AAAGUCGUAUUUCACUAAUCGCAUUUGAUUCCGAGACGUAACCUGCAUUAAAUGAGGUGUGUCACAAUUUAUUGAUAAAGUUCACCAGUGAAAUUAUUUUACUUUAAUUUCGAGACUAAAUUAUUUGCAUACUUGUGUUUCCGUUGAGGUUUUAUAAAAUGGAAUCCUUGGAAGAUAUGAUGAUCCACUAUGUGACAGUUGAGUAUUUUUCCGAUGCUAAAACUGAUGAAGAUUUCGUAAAAGCCGCCUUUAAAAUGCAUGUUGAAAAAAAAAAUGAAUUGCCAAAUGUAAGAGACAUUAAAAAAAAACCUAAAUGCGAAGUAAAAGCUAAGUCGAUGUUGGAUAAAGCGAAACAAGAUUUUUCAAAAAUGUCAUUAGAAAAAACAGUCGAAGUCUAUAAUUCUGCAAUGGCCUUCGCAUUGCCUGGAUCGGAGUUAUUGGCUCAUGCUUUCGCAAAUCGUUCAAUAGUCUUAUCAAAUGCGGCAAUGUACGAAGAAUCUUUGAAGGAUAUAGAGCAUGCUCUCAAAGCUAAUUAUCCAGAUAACUUGAAAGCUUUGUUGUUCGCUCGGAAAGCCAAAAAUCUAUUUGCUUUAGACCCAACAGCAGACAUUGAAGAGACUUUGAAUAAAGCUAGACAAUGGGCAUCGAAGAUGAGUGACAAGGAAAAAAAUAAACUUUUGGACAAUCUUCAUAAGUUAAAAACGAAGAAUUAUAAAAAACCAGUUAAAGAACGUGAUGGUCGGAUAUUUGUGCCAUCUCCAUCGAACGAUAAUUCAAUAAUCAAAGAUACUUCAGCUGCUAUUACUAUUAACUAUUCUGAAAAAUUCGGACGUCAUAUCGUAGCUACUAGAGACAUGAUGGCGGGUGAAGUAGUUUCUGUUAAACGAGCUUACGCCUUAGUACUUUCAAGUGAAUACAGAUUCAAACUUUGUUGGAACUGUUCAAAGCAUUGUUGGUCAUCUGUUCCGUGCAAUACAUGUUCAAACGUUAUUUAUUGCAGUGAAGAGUGUCGGAAUGUUGCCUUGAAAGAUUACCAUGACAUAGAAUGUUCUUUUUUAAGUGGUUUUCUGUCCUCAGUUCCUGAUUAUGAAGAUUUAUUUCUUAUGAGCUUGAGAUUAUUCAUAAAAGCUAUCAAAGAAUUCGGAACAGUAAAAGCGUUGUAUGAAAGUGUUCAAAAGAUCGAUUCAACAGAAGCAUUCAUUAUGAAAAGUUUCACUGAUGGUAUUUACGAUGACAAAAAAUACGCAAGUGUUUACCCAUUAUGUCGAAAGCCGAUGAAUUUACAAUUUAAAGUUCAAUGUGCCCUCAAAGCUUCACUAUACAUGUACAUCAUGGCUGUGACGACCAAUGUUUUUGGGAAAAAAAUGGAAAGUAUGGAGGAAUUACGAAAUUAUGAAUAUGCUGUUUUUGUUGGAAAAUUACUUUACCAUCAUACUGCGUUAAGUAGUACUAACAUAUGCGCGAUUCAUACUCCAAACACUAACAAUGAUGUACUUUAUGGUGGUGGACUGUUAAACCCUCUAGAGUCGUUGUACAAUCACAGUUGUGACCCUAAUACGGGUAUUAUUAUGUGUCUUGACAUGUCUGCAUUCAUAACUCUGCAAACUAUAAAAAAAGGGGAACAGUUGUUUAUUUCUUACGGACAAGAAUUUCAUGACAUGACAACUUCUGCGCGAAGAGAAGAAUUACAAGCUAGUCGAAGCUAUUGGUGCGAUUGUCACGCUUGCAUCAACGAUUGGAAUCCGGGACAUGUUUUACCAUCAGCUGAGAAUAAAUUACCGAAAAAAGUCGCCAAAAAAAUUUCAGCGUUUUUCUUGGACUGCGCUGUCCAAAUUCUAAAACAAAAUUCUCAAGACUAUGACACUAUAUCUCCUGAAGAAAUUAAGAAGCUAAUGUCGUGUAUAUUUAAAAUAAUCAAUCUAAUAGGACGAUACGAUAUAUAUCCUUGUGAAGAAAUAUCACAGGCAAAAAGUUUACUGUAUUCCACUAUAAGAUGGAUCUUAAGUUACCAAUCACCGAUUGAAUCCUAAAAAUCUGUUUUUUAAUAUUUAGAAUCAUUUUAAAUAACAUCAAAUAUCAUAGUUUAAGUAUUUUUGUGAAACUACUAAGUUAAGAAGAGUUUAUUACUCAGAUAAAUUUUCAUUAUUUUACAGUUAAUUUUUUCUUUACAUAACUAAUGGACUUAGUGAUUAUUAUGACUACUAGAUAUUUUUUUAUUACUCAAGCGUGAUUAUCUGGCUUCCUCUAUAUACCUUAAUAUGAUUAAAUUACUAAAG
Molecule: messenger RNA, 2276 nt
Organism: Cotesia glomerata
Lineage: Eukaryota; Metazoa; Arthropoda; Insecta; Hymenoptera; Braconidae
Product: SET and MYND domain-containing protein DDB_G0273589-like
Exons: 5
Coding region: 159-2030 (623 amino acids)
Molecular function (GO): protein binding
Source: RefSeq, a predicted model, not a curated record